This is a messenger RNA of Erythranthe guttata (spotted monkey flower), 4186 nucleotides long. Its product is annotated as coatomer subunit alpha-1. The record is from RefSeq and is a predicted model, not a curated record. Gene Ontology annotation, biological process: intracellular protein transport; endoplasmic reticulum to Golgi vesicle-mediated transport; intra-Golgi vesicle-mediated transport. NCBI's taxonomy places the organism in Eukaryota, Viridiplantae, Streptophyta, Magnoliopsida, Lamiales, Phrymaceae. Gene Ontology annotation, molecular function: protein binding; structural molecule activity. Gene Ontology annotation, cellular component: COPI vesicle coat.
CCCCACCCCCCCACCCCGCCCCCACCCCGCCCCCUCACUCUCUUAACAUAUGCGAUCUUCGUACACUGUAAAUUCCAAUUGCUUCGCAGAUCUAAAUCAGUGUGCGUGAAUUUUUUUGGGGGAGAAGGAGAAUUUGUGGGGAAAUGUUGACGAAGUUUGAGACGAAGAGUAAUAGAGUGAAAGGUUUGAGUUUCCAUAGCAAGAGGCCAUGGAUCUUGGCGAGUCUACACAGUGGGGUGAUCCAGCUCUGGGAUUAUCGCAUGGGCACUCUCAUUGAUCGCUUCGACGAGCAUGAUGGCCCCGUUCGCGGCGUCCAUUUCCAUAAAUCGCAGCCGCUUUUCGUUUCUGGAGGUGAUGAUUACAAAAUCAAGGUUUGGAAUUACAAAUUGCACAGAUGUCUAUUUACUCUUCUCGGUCAUCUUGAUUACAUCCGAACAGUUCAGUUUCAUCACGAAUAUCCAUGGAUCGUAAGUGCAAGUGAUGACCAGACAAUCAGAAUAUGGAACUGGCAGUCUCGGACUUGCAUUUCCGUGCUGACUGGGCACAACCAUUACGUCAUGUGUGCCUCGUUUCACCCGAAAGACGAUCUUGUUGUUUCAGCCUCUUUGGAUCAGACCGUGCGUGUUUGGGAUAUUGGUGCCUUGAGGAAGAAGACAGUAUCUCCAGCUGAUGACAUUCUCAGAUUGUCUCAAAUGAAUACUGACUUCUUUGGUGGGGUUGAUGCUGUUGUGAAAUAUGUGUUGGAAGGCCACGAUCGUGGGGUUAACUGGGCUUCUUUCCAUCCAACUCUCCCUUUGAUUGUUUCUGGAGCAGAUGACCGUCAAGUUAAAAUCUGGCGCAUGAAUGAUACAAAGGCGUGGGAGGUGGACACAUUGAGAGGCCACAUGAACAAUGUGUCAUGUGUGUUAUUCCACUCAAGGCAGGAUAUCAUUGUCUCGAAUUCAGAAGACAAGAGUAUCCGAGUUUGGGAUGCUACCAAAAGAACAGGCCUGCAGACUUUUCGUAGGGAGCACGACAGGUUCUGGAUUCUUUCAGCCCAUCCCGAGAUGAAUCUUUUAGCCGCUGGCCAUGAUAGCGGCAUGAUUGUCUUUAAGCUGGAGAGAGAGCGUCCCGCAUUUUCCGUCAGUGGCGAAUCGCUCUUCUAUGUAAAGGACAGGUUUCUACGUACUUUUGAGUAUUCGACUCAGAAAGACACUCAGCUGAUACCUAUCCGUCGCCCUGGUUCUAAUACUUUGAACCAAGGCCCUCGUACGCUUUCUUACAGCCCUACUGAAAGUGCUCUUCUGGUUUGCUCGGAUGUAGAUGGAGGGUCUUACGAACUCUACAUUAUUCCCAAAGAUAGCUAUGGCAGAGGAGACACGGUACAAGAUGCAAAAAGAGGUGUCGGCGGAUCGGCGGUCUUUGUCGCUCGGAAUAGGUUUGCUGUGCUUGAGAAGAGCACAAACCAGGUCUUGGUGAAGAACCUGAAAAAUGAAAUCGUGAAAAAGAGCGUUCUUCCUAUUCCUACCGAUGCUAUAUUCUACGCGGGAACUGGGAACUUGCUGUGCAGGUCUGAAGAUAGGGUAUCAAUCUUCGAUCUCCAGCAAAGGAUUGUUCUUGGAGAACUCCAAACAUCAUUCGUUCGGUACGUGGUUUGGUCACCCGAUAUGGAGAGUGUCGCUUUACUGAGCAAACACUCGAUUGUAAUUGCUGACAAAAAGCUCGCGCACCGCUGCACCCUGCACGAGACCAUUCGUGUGAAGAGUGGAGCGUGGGAUGAUAACGGAGUUUUCAUCUACACCACUCUGACGCACAUCAAGUACUGCCUUCCGAACGGUGACAGUGGAAUCAUCAAGACUCUCGAUGUACCCGUAUACAUUACUAAGAUAUACGGCAGCACCAUCUUUUGCUUGGAACGAGACGGAAAAAACCGCCCGAUCAUCAUCGAUUCAACGGAGUACGUUUUCAAGCUGUGCUUGCUGAGGAAGAGAUACGACCAGGUUAUGAGCAUGAUAAAAAAUUCGGAGCUAUGUGGACAGGCCAUGAUUGCUUAUUUGCAGCAGAAGGGCUUCCCACAAGUUGCUCUGUAUUUUGUGAAGGAUGAGAGGACUCGCUUCAACUUAGCCCUCGAAAGCGGUAAUAUCGAGAAAGCUCUUGAAUCUGCUAAAAAGAUCGACGAGAAAGAUCACUGGUAUAGGCUGGGUGUGGAGGCUCUUAGGCAGGGGAAUGCUGGCAUUGUUGAAUAUGCAUAUCAGAAAACCAAGAACUUCGAGAGGCUAUCUUUCCAUUAUCUGAUUACUGGCAAUCUCGACAAACUGUCGAAAAUGAUGAAAAUUGCUGAAGUGAAGAACGAUGUAAUGGGCCAGUUCCACGACGCGUUGUACCUAGGUGAUGUUCGUGAGCGCGUUAAGAUUCUUGAGAACGUGGGCCAUUUGCCUCUCGCGUAUAUCACUGCCUCGGUCCAUGGGCUGCACGAUGUUACCGAGCGUCUGGCCGGUGAAUUGGGGGAGAAUAUUCCUUCACUUCCGAAGGGUGGUAAAAAAGCAUCUCUGUUGAUACCCCCGAACCCCGUUUUACGUGCUGGAGACUGGCCUUUGUUGAUGGUCAGUAAAGGCAUAUUCGAAGGCGGCCUUGACGAUGCAGGCAGAGGUGGUGGUGCAGCCGAAGAAGAUUAUGAUGAGGUGGCGGAUGCUGAUUGGGGCGAGGGUUUGGAUAUCGGUGACGUGGACAGUUUACCGAAUGGAGACAUUCGUACGGUGCUGGACGGAGAUGAAGAUGGGGCCCACGAAGAGAACGACGAGGAGGGAGGGUGGGACCUCGAGGACCUCGAGUUGCCGCCAGAUUCCGAAACCCCAAAAACAGCCAACUCUAAUGCCCGUUCUUCGGUGUUUGUGGCCCCCACACCGGGUAUGCCCGUGAGCCAGAUCUGGGUCCAGCGGUCUUCUCUUGCCGCCGAACACGCGGCUGCCGGAAACUUUGACACUGCCAUGCGCUUGCUCAGCCGCCAGUUGGGAAUCAAGAAUUUCACCCCUCUGAAGUCCCAGUUCACCGAUCUCCACAUGGGCAGCCAAACUUACUUACGUGCCUUCACCUCAGCCCCCGUUUUAUCCAUUGCUGUGGAGAGAGGGUGGAGCGAGCAAGCCAGCCCCAACGUACGUGGCCCCCCUGCCCUAGUAUUUGACUUCUCUCACCUCGACGAGAAACUCAAGGCUGGCUACAAGGCCACAACUUCCGGAAAGUUCUCGGAAGCUCUCCGCCACUUUUCCACCAUUCUCCACACAAUUCCACUCAUUGUGGUCGAAACACGAAGAGAGGUCGAUGAAGUCAAAGAAUUAAUUCUCGUGGCGAAGGAAUAUGUGCUAGGUUUGCAGAUUGAGCUAAAGAGGAGGGAAUUGAAGGACAACCCAAUCCGCCAGCAAGAACUGGCAGCAUAUUUCACGCACUGCAAUCUGCAGCUGCCGCACACUAGGCUCGCUCUAUUAAACGCUAUGACUGUCUGCUAUAAGGCGCAGAAUCUGAGCACUGCCGCCAAUUUUGCAAGGAGGCUUUUAGAGACCAACCCGAGCAACGAGAGCCAGUCGAAAACGGCGCGUCAGGUCUUGCAGGCUGCUGAGAAGAAUAUGAAAGAUGCCACUCAGUUGAACUAUGAUUUUAGAAACCCGUUCGUGGUGUGUGGGGCCACUUACGUGCCGAUUUACAGAGGGCAGAAAGACGCCAUCUGCCCUUACUGCAGCACGCAUUUCGUGCCAGCUCAGCAAGGGCAAAUCUGUACUGUUUGUGACCUUUCGGUUGUUGGAUCCGAUGCGUCUGGCUUGCUCUGUUCUCCUUCACAGGUCAGGUAAUUAUUUCCCCAAGUGGACAAAGAAAGAACUAGUGACUUUCAUGAGAAGAGGGUUUCAUUUCGGAUUAUAUUUGUUCUAUAUUUCGUUUUCUUUUUCUUCUUUUUGCAAUGUUUUCGAUCAAAUGUCUCACCCCUUUACUAUACUUUUCUUUUUUUUUUUUUUUUUGGUUUUUAUAAUUACAGUUUUCUUUGUAAUAAAUAUGUGUAAGAUUUUUCAGUUCAACCAUUCUUGUGCCUGUUUUGGGGAAAAAUUAUUAGUUUGUCUGUCUAGAGUAUGUUUGUUUCUCUUCUAUGUUCUUUUUUGCAGAUGUAAUAGACAUUUUUCCUACUCAAUUUUACUUAAUGUAUAACUGCCUUUCUGAUUUU